This is a messenger RNA of Coccinella septempunctata (seven-spotted ladybird), 931 nucleotides long. RefSeq names its product putative nuclease HARBI1. The transcript is spliced from 2 exons. The record is from RefSeq and is a predicted model, not a curated record. The coding region runs from base 395 to 931 and encodes 178 amino acids. Lineage: Eukaryota; Metazoa; Arthropoda; Insecta; Coleoptera; Coccinellidae.
UAUACAGAUUACGGAACCCAGUCCAGUUCAGUUGAAUAUUGAAUAAUCAGCGGUAAUAACACUAGGCUAUAGUAUUUCUUUUGCCCUUUUUUUCUCAUGAUACUGAUGGCAUUCCCCAUGUUCGGAAAUCUGCAUAUUUGCACUAAUUAAUAUAAUUAAUAUAGAUUCUAUCAUUCAUUCGGAUUCCCUGGGAUAAUAGGAUGCAUUGAUUGCACCCAUGUAGCAAUUUUCCCCCCACCGAGAAACGAUACAUCAUAUCCCGAACAUAUAUAUAUUAAUAGGAAAAAUUACCAUUCUAUUAAUGUUCAGCUGGUAUGUAUCAUAUCAGUGGAAAUAUAAUUAAACCCUAUAGUAUUAUUUGCACUAUGUAUAUUUCAAGAUAUGUGAUGCUAAAAUGAGAAUCACCAAUGUUAACUCCAAAUUCCCAGGAAGUAGCCAUGACUGUCACAUUUGGAAUAACUCAAGGGUACAGGAUGCUGUAAGGCAUAUAAGUGAUGCUCAUCCAGACUUCUUCCUCAUUGGAGACUCGGGAUAUCCCCUAAGGCCUUGGUUGUUAACUCCACUUCAAGAUCCCUCGCCAGAUACACCAGAAUUCCGAUACAACAAGGCUUUCAAAAAAGCCAGAUGUACUAUUGAAAGGUGCAAUGGUUUACUGAAAAUGCGUUUUAGAUGUUUGUUGAAGCAUAGGGUUUUACAUUAUGCACCAAAUGUUUGUGCAAAAAUAAUAAAUGCCUGUGUAGUUUUACACAAUAUUUGUUUGGAAAACAACAUUCCAAAUCCGGAUGGUUUGGAUUAUGAAAAUGGAGAUUUAGGAAUUUAUGGACCUAUGCAACAUAUAGAAAAUUUUACUAGUGGUAAUAACACACAAAAUGCUGAACUUAUUAGAGGAAGGAAUGUACAAAGGAAUAUUAUCAGAAAUUAUUUCAAUUGA